CGCUGUCCCCGCCCUCCCAGGACGAGAGAGAUGGCGGCGGCUGCAGCGGCCGGUUGUGGUGACGGCGAGGGCCGCCGGUUGCCGCCCCGCUCGCUUACAGAGCCGACGCUGCACACCGUGGAGAUGCACACGGGCGGCGAACCGCUGCGGGUCAUCCCGCGGUUGGAGGCGAUGGAAGAAGCGCCCGUCACCGCCUUCGUGCCCUGGGAUGGGUGUCACAGCGGUAACCCCGUCCGCUUCCACAGCGUGCCCGCCUUCGCCACUGCCACCGACGUGGCCAUCGAUGUCCCAGGUCGUGGCAAGGUGGUGGUUGACAUCAGCUACGGUGGCACUUUCUAUGCCUUUCUCAGCGCGGAGCAGCUGGGCCUCGAUGUGUGCUCCUCAAAGACAAGAGACCUCGUUAGCGCAGCCAGCGCGGUGACGGAGGCAGUGAAGGAGCAGUUCAAGCUGCAUCACCCUGAGAGUGAAGACCUGGCUUUCAUCUAUGGCACCAUUCUGACAGAUGGGAAGGAUGCCUUCAGCGAGGAGCCCACCACCAACAUCUGUGUGUUUGCAGAUGAACAGGUGGACCGAAGCCCAACAGGCUCUGGUGUGACGGCUCGCAUUGCCCUGCAGUACCAUAAGGGACUCAUCCAGCUGAACCAGAGCAGAACCUUUCGGAGCAGCACCACGGGGUCCUUGUUCACGGGGAAGGCAGUGAAGGAAGCCAGGUUCGGGGACUACAACGCCGUUGUCGUGGAAGUGGCAGGGGAAGCCUUUUACACUGGCACGGCCACCUUCACUGUGGAAGAGGAGGACCCGCUGAAGCACGGGUUCUCCUUCAAGUGACCCGAGGCACUGUGCUGUGUCAGUCACCGAUGCUCCUCCUGCCUGUGCACUGUUCUGCUUCUCCCCAUGGCCUGGCGCAGUGUGCAAAGCAGCAGGACUGACCUUGGCUGCUGCCGUAACAGCUACUGCUGUGCUUCAGGAUGACACCUGCUCCUCUGCAGUCCUGGCUGGGAGCUUGCUUAGGAGAGCUGUCUUCAAAUUUCUGUGCCUUAUUUACAUUUUCAGAUUAUUCAGAUUCCUAUUAAAUGCCAGCUGAAAACA
Molecule: messenger RNA, 1089 nt
Organism: Meleagris gallopavo (turkey)
Lineage: Eukaryota; Metazoa; Chordata; Aves; Galliformes; Phasianidae
Source: RefSeq, a predicted model, not a curated record